AUGCAGGCCGCCACAUGGACAUCUCACCGGCUAGGGGCGCAUGCCCCGUGGUCAUCCUCAGCUCAACUGCCGGGAACAUGGCCAAGUCUUGAGGUUUGCAGGUCUAGACUUGCUGGCAGAGGCUCUGUCUUUCCUCUUUUUGCAUUCCUGUCUUUCCACCUUGGCCAGCGUUGGCAAGUUAGAGCACGCCGUGCAGUGUCCUCGGACAGUGCGCGGUGCAGUCUGCUGAUUGAUGGUGACUCCGUGGCCCUUGGCUUGAUGACAAAUGCGAUAGGCAUGCUUCAGUCAGAGGGACUGAAGGUGGAAGCAGAGUUGUUUGCACCUCCGGAGAACAGCAGCAACAAAAAAUGGGCUCGGUUUAUCAAGGAGUACGAUGUCAACUUUUGGCCAGUUACGCGGCGGGGUGGCGAGCGGGACUGCAACGACGACGCCAUCAUAGCCAGAGCUCGAAAACUGGCACGAAGCUCACGGGUCUCAUGUAUAGCCCUGCUGGUUUAUGAUUCGGACUUUGUGGGCAUUGUUGAGGAGUUGAAUGCGCUUGGAAAUCGCGUGGUGGUCCUUGUUCCGGGCAACUUUUUAUCAUGCCUGAGCGCAUUUCGCGCCACAUCUGCCAAGGUUAUGCAGCUUGCAAAAGGCCCUUUCACAGGGAUCAGAGUUCGCGCCAUCCUUCACAAAGACGGGCAGGGCGAGGUAGGCCUAGACGACUGGGAAAAUCCUAUGACUGAUGAUGACGGUGUACGCAUGAUCUGGAAUGCAUUGUCAAAAGCUGGCUAUGAGAGAGAGGAGGGCAGCCUGAUCCCAUGCGUUGCCAAGUACUGGCUUUCUCACGGUUAUGGACCCUUGACGGUAUUCCCCUAUGGCUUUGCGCUUACUGCAAUUGUGGCGCGCAUACAACCGGACUCAGCAAGCAGGCAGUCCAAGGGGCAGAUGGCAUUCGUUCUUCCGUUGGGCAGUGGAUCAGCGACCAAAACCUCUAUUGAGCGUUACGGCGGCAGACUAGCUGCAAGAGUAUUUGCAGGAGGUGGGCCAUUCGUGCUUCAGGACUCGCCUGGCAUGGUCAUGCAGGUGCUAUCAAAGCUUGGCUACUUGGAUAACGACUUAAACCCUGAUCUGCAUGACUCACUCCUUGCUUUUUGCAACAAAACGGACAACAAGCGCCAUUUGCGAAAGCUGUCUUUGCUCCCAGAAUCAGGUGAGGGACCAGCCGGGGUUCUCGACAAGUUGCGACAAGCCUUUCUGUCAGAUCAAUGUCAGGGCACCUGGAAUCUGCCUGCGGGUGACCGAGUCGUUCGACAGGUGCUUCGCAAGGAGGGCAUUUUGAGAAAUGAGGAGGCCUCAAAACUUGAAGUGCUAGAAGCCAUGAAGGAGCACUUUUGGAAAAAUGGAUGGCCCGCAAAGAAGAAUUAUGUGGCCUACGUCCAGCAAUUUCUAGCUCGUGUGAACUGCGAUGCUCCCGACCACCGAGACACGCUGGACUUUUGA
Messenger RNA from Effrenium voratum, 1482 nucleotides. The record is from the annotation of a GenBank genome assembly. Lineage: Eukaryota; Dinophyceae; Suessiales; Symbiodiniaceae.